Messenger RNA from Sorghum bicolor (sorghum), 983 nucleotides. RefSeq lists its product as uncharacterized. Lineage: Eukaryota; Viridiplantae; Streptophyta; Magnoliopsida; Poales; Poaceae. The transcript has 3 exons. The coding region runs from base 90 to 734 and encodes 214 amino acids. The record is from RefSeq and is a predicted model, not a curated record.
CCCCCAAAACCCAAACCCAAUACCAACUUUUCAGAGAGCGCGCGUCUGGAGGCGCCGCACCGGCAACCCCAUCGGCACCGCCACGCACCAUGGGCCCUACCACAGCUCGCAUCCUUCGCCUCGUGCCCUUCGUCGCCAUGUUCCUCCUCGCCUCCCCCGCCUCCGCCUCCACCUCCACCGUGGACGCCGACUCCGCCCUGGACGCGACCACGCGGUGCGUGGCCACGAUCGUGUCCAUCUCGCCAUGCCUGCCGCACGUGGCGGCCGUGGCGCCGCCGCUGGCUGGCUCCCCGCCCGCACCCACCGACGCCUGCUGCGUCGCCUUCCUUCGCGCCGUAUCCCCAUCGGCGGCGGGAGGCGGAGAGGAGGGCUGCCUAUGCCACCUGCUCCGCAACCCGCUUCUCCUCGGCUUCCCCAUCGACGCCGCCCGCCUCGCCGCGCUCCUCCCUGCCUGCGCUGCGGGAAACGCCUUUGCCGCCGCCACCGUGGAGGCCGCCACCCUCUUCGCCGACGCCUGCCGUGAACUGAAGGCACUGCCGCAAUUGCAUUUCAUGCCCCAGUCAACAACCAGGCAAGAAAUUUCCCCAGCUGCUGUCCCUGAGUUAAUGUCCAGUCCAAUGGAGGCAGUUCCACCAGCUGGGUCAAUGGUUCGUUCAGGCGCUGAGGUCUCCAGUUCCCGUGGCAUUCCUAUUGCUGCAUUGAUCCUCGCUGCAGCAGGAGCUGUUAUCACGUAGUGCUUGUGAUGUUUAAGUGCCACUUAAUACUCUCGUCGUCCGCAAUUUUGUACUGCGUUUUGUCAUGCCUAGAUUUGACGAUUCAGAUGGCCAUUGUACAUGGUGUAGCGAAGAGAUGGUCUCUAGAAAACCCUUUCUGACCGCGGUGGAUUCUUUGUCUACCACAUUUUAUCCAGUGUUACUCCUAUCAUAUGUUCAUGCACCGCUUACGAAGAGUGGCGCCAAUAGAUGCAGUUUCUGCUUUGCUGA